AUGACUAAAUGGAACGGUACCAUUUUGGGCCCGCCUCACAGUAAUCAUGAAAACAGGAUCUAUUCUCUUUCCAUAGAGUGUGGCCCAAACUAUCCAGAUUCUCCACCAAAGGUUACAUUCAUUUCCAAGAUAAAUCUACCAUGUGUGAAUCAAACUACAGGCGAGGUUCAACCGGACUUUCACACUCUGCGUGACUGGAAAAGGGCAUACACCAUGGAAACCCUAUUACUUGAUCUUAGAAAGGAAAUGGCAACUCCGGCUAAUAAGAAAUUGCGCCAACCAAAAGAAGGUGAGACCUUUUAA
This is a messenger RNA of Saccharomyces eubayanus, 303 nucleotides long. It is a transcript of the gene MMS2, whose product is annotated as E2 ubiquitin-conjugating protein MMS2. Lineage: Eukaryota; Fungi; Ascomycota; Saccharomycetes; Saccharomycetales; Saccharomycetaceae. The transcript has a single exon. The coding region runs from base 1 to 303 and encodes 100 amino acids. Gene Ontology annotation, cellular component: nucleus. Gene Ontology annotation, biological process: DNA damage tolerance; protein K63-linked ubiquitination. The record is from RefSeq and is a predicted model, not a curated record.